Perca flavescens (yellow perch) is the source of this 2585-nucleotide messenger RNA. It is a transcript of the gene slc26a6.1, whose product is annotated as solute carrier family 26 member 6, tandem duplicate 1. Bases 1 to 2019 code for a protein of 672 amino acids. NCBI's taxonomy places the organism in Eukaryota, Metazoa, Chordata, Actinopteri, Perciformes, Percidae. Gene Ontology annotation, biological process: sulfate transmembrane transport. The record is from RefSeq and is a predicted model, not a curated record. Gene Ontology annotation, molecular function: secondary active sulfate transmembrane transporter activity. Gene Ontology annotation, cellular component: membrane. The transcript is spliced from 18 exons.
AUGGACAGCGUUGAGCAAAUUGGCCUUCAUCACUACAGGCAGCCUUAUCUUGCUGUCGCACUGGACGAAGCCCAGCUUGAUGCCCUUGGGCAGCGGGUAGAAAAGAAGUCCCUGUCAUUUCUGGAGAGGGUGAAGGCACAAUGUUGGUGUUCCGGUCCCAGGAUGAAGUGCUUCCUACUGGGCUUUUUUCCUGUCCUGUCAUGGCUGCCUCGAUACUCCAUCAGAGAAAACGCCAUUGGAGACCUAGUGUCUGGAGUCAGUGUCGGGAUGAUGCAGCUGCCACAGGGUAUGGCCAACGCCAUGUUGGUGGGAAUUCCUCCAGUGUUUGGUCUCUACACAUCUCUCUAUCCUCUGAUCACUUACUUCAUCUUUGGCACCUCCAGACACCUCUCUAUUGGUACUUUUGCUGUCCUGGCUAUCAUGAUUGGGUCUGUGACAGCCAACGUGGAGCUGCAUAGCAACAACGUUGAAGAGAGUCAGAUUGAUGCGGAAGCGGCCAAAGUGAAUGUGGCUGUACAACUCACCUUCCUCUGUGGCCUCAUACAGCUCUUACUGUACCUGCUGCGUGGAGGCAGUGUGUGUCGCUGGCUGUCUGAUCCUGUAAUCAGAGGCUACUCCACAGGAGCAGGUCUGCAUGUGAUCGUCCUGCAGCUGCCGCUGAUGACUGGAAUACCUGCACAGAGACAUACUGGACUGCUGGCUUCAGUUUGGACUUUAAAGGAUGUUCUGCACGGAGUGACCAGUGCUGUAACAGGAAUGCUGUCAGUCUCCGCGGUUUCCAUGGUAAUACUCAUUGGAGGCAAGAUGCUGAAUGAGCGCUUUAAGAACAAGCUGCCUGUCGCCAUACCAUGGGAACUGUUACUGAUUGUCCUGGGCACCAUCCUGUCAGUGCAGAUGGAUCUGGUUGGACAGCACACAGUCCAGGUGGUGGGACACAUACCCAGUGGCCUGUCUUCCCCAGUCCUUCCAUCUCUCUCUCAGGCCAGAGAGCUGUUCAUUCCAGCUCUGUCUGCAGCUCUGGUCGGCUUCAGUUUCCUCUCAGCCAUGGGCUCCGUGUUCGCCCACAAACAUGGCUACCAUGUAGACUCCAGUCAGGACCUGCUGGCUCUGGGUCUAUGCAACACCAUAGGAGGAAUGUUCCAGUGCUUCGCUGUCAGCUGCUCCUUCUCUCGCAGUAUGGUCCAGGAUAGCAUUGGUGUCAAAUCCCAGAUGGCCGGUUUGGUAUCAGCUCUGGUGAUUCUAACUAUCCUGUUGAAGAUUGGUCCCCUCUUUGAGCAGCUGCCAAAGGCGGUACUGGCAGUGAUCAUCGUGGUGAACCUGCAAGGGAUACUGGCUCAGUUCAAAGAUGUGUGUGUGCUCUGGAAGUCUGACAGAUUAGACCUGAUGGUGUGGAUAGCCUCGCUGAUUUCAACGCUGGUCUUUAACCUGGACCUGGGUCUGGCUGUGGCUGUCGUCUUCUCUCUGCUCACGCUCAUCUACAGGACACAACACGCCUCCACUGUUGUUUUGGGUCAUAUUCCUGGUACAGACUGUUACAGAGAUGUGGGACUCUACACUGAGGCAAAGCAAGUUCCCGGGGUGACCAUACUCUCCUAUACCAGUCCUAUUUACUUUGCCAACUCGGAACUUGUCUUCACACAGAUCAAGCAGACAGUGAGUCGUGAUCAGAAGAAGAACCCAGCUAUAAUCCACACCUCUACCUCUACCUCCUCCUCCUCAGCCCAGACACCGACACACAGUCAUUGCUUGGUUCUGGAUCUCAGCUCUGUCACCUUCAUGGACUCUGUGGCCAUGCCAGCACUUUGCAAGGUUGUAGAAGACUUGGAAGUCCAGGGUGUCAGUGUGUUUCUGGCAGCUUGCCCAGAGAGAGUUUUAUCUCAGCUCCAGACUCAGGAUUGUACAGCAGACAGCCUGCCCAGCUCCUGUCUCUUCCCAUCGGUCCACCAUGCUGUACAGCGCUGCCUCAGCACCCUGCCCAGGCCUCUGCAGGAAAUCAAUCCAGAUGCAAGUGAAUGUUGAACCUACAUGACUACUGCUUUUGAAUGUAAAUUACAGGACAGCAAGACAAAUCCUGGGGGGGGGAUAGAUUGCUGACAGAACAAUCACAGCUUCAUUUUAUUUUAAAAGAAAGCCAUUUACAUUUUUCACAAUAUGUCUAUGUGUACACUUCUCACAAAUUCCCAGACAAUAAAUGUAAUUGUUCCCCAAUUAUUUUUUGCACUAUUAUUGAGCUCUUUGUCAUGAGCAUUUUAGAUUUGAUUAAGGCCACUGAAGCUGACAUAAUGAGAUGACCUUUACAAUGAAGGGAGAAACAUAAACAGCCGUGGCUCCGUAAGCACUGAAAGCGCAGGAGAAUGCAUGACAAAUAUUUCCAAAUUAAUUCAUCAGUUACUAGUAUGCUACUGUUAAAUCUGUGUUUUGAAACCACUUAGUCGAGAUGUAAUAACUUGGAAUCUGAAACACUUAAUUUGUUGCUCAGCCUUCAGAAUGAGAGCUUCCUACAGUUGCACAAUAACAAAACACAAAAAUAUGUGUGUACACUCGUGUUUGGAAUAUUUCACACAAAAGUGCAACAUAGAGCAGCA